AUGGAUUAUUAUUCACACCAUAAGGUCAUGACGGUUCUGGCACUGUUGUUCCUGUGCCCUGCGGUUGCCACGGAAGCUUUCUCCUCUGCUCGGGUAUCCUCUAUUCCAAGAGGAGGAAGCCCCGGGGCUUCGGAAGAGUUGCGUGGAGGAGCACGACUGCGUGCAUUGACCACUCAACGGGAAAGACGAUGGCGGCCCCUCAAACAGAGCAGUGUUGCUACGACGGGGCCAAGACUCUUUCCCAGGGGAGAAAACAGUACCAUGACUGCUACUCUAGUGGAAGAAGAAGUUAUGGAUGCCGUUUUCCCGGAAGCACCAGAUGCCGCUGUGGAGAAGAAGAAGAAGCAUUUCCUCAAGCGCAUCGACGGCAUUGUUUUUGUCUCUUACCUGUGCAAUGUCAUGGCUCUGUCUUUGCCUGUGCUCCUGGUACCCAUUGCUGCCACUGAACACGCAACAUCCAUGUCACUGUCUGCAAAGGCUGCCACUGUCAUGGUGGCGUCUCAAGUUGCCAGUAUCAGUUCUGUGGCUUCUUUGGGAGGUGCCUUGGGGAAGUUUGUGAAUGGAUUCAUCUGCAAAGAACUGGGAUCGUACUUUUGCAGCUCUGCGUAUUUGGUCGGAUUGGGAGUCUGUUCAUUGGCAUUCUCAUUGUCCACCAAUGCCCAAACCAUGUCUUACGCAUUUGCAGGCAUGGAGUUCUUUGCAUCCAUUCAAUGGGCUUCUCUGGCCGUCAUGCUCUCCAACUACUAUGCAAAGGAGCCUGUCAAGUUGUCCGCUGCCUUGACAGCCUUGGGGUUGUCUUCCACCAGUGGACAGCUACUGGCAAAGUUUUUUGGAAUGACCCUCAGUAGUGCCUUCCACUGGCGCCUAGUGGCUCAGCUGGGUGCGCUUGUGGCCUUUGGAGGGGCUAUGUUGAUCUCUCAAGCACCGGGGCGAGAGGCUGCAGCAGAGGUUCAAAAGCAAAAGCCGCCUUUUGAAUGGAAGAGUGUCGCCCAUUCCCUCAAGGCGGUCCUAGGCAGUCCUCUGUUUUUGAUGCUGGGUCUGGCGCAUUCCAUGUCCUUUGUCUGCCGUGGAACAGAUCGUAUUCUCGGCACAUUCUUUCAAGAGAUGUCGUCCUUGCCACCUGCAAUUUCAGGAGGUUUAACCAUUACUAUUACGUUUGGGUUGAUCCAAGGUCUCAUCUCAGGUGCCAAGAAGUAUGCUAAAUGCGCUACCCUGGAAGACAAGCGCAACUUUUUGAAGAAGCGAUACGUUGCUUGUAUCUCGGCAACCUUGGGCUUGGUUGCUUUGUCACAAGUGGGAGCGGGACUUCUCCCCAAUCGAUGGGCCAUGACUGCUGCCUUGGCGCUGGUGUCUGGAAUCAUGGCCUCGAACAUCUCCUUUCAGUACUUUCAGUUCCCAGCCAUGAUUGCACAACGAUACGGCGAUCACAAGCCAGUGGUCAUCAGCUUUUUGGACGGGUUUGGAUUCCUCCUCUCGGCACCCAUCUUUGCAGCAAUCAGCAAAAUCGUUCCUAGCAUGGGAUGGUCGUCUGGAUGGGGAUUGCUGGCCACUCUGUUCGGAUCCGCUGCCGUUUUGAUGUUGACGUGCAUCAACCCCAUUUUGAACCUCAGCAAGACGCCCGCUGAAGAAGAAUUGGAGAAGCAGCAGGCAGUUCCACUGAUGGGAUAG
This is a messenger RNA of Seminavis robusta, 1668 nucleotides long. NCBI's taxonomy places the organism in Eukaryota, Bacillariophyta, Bacillariophyceae, Naviculales, Naviculaceae. The record is from the annotation of a GenBank genome assembly.